Soboliphyme baturini is the source of this 1425-nucleotide messenger RNA. Lineage: Eukaryota; Metazoa; Nematoda; Enoplea; Dioctophymatida; Soboliphymatidae. The record is from the annotation of a GenBank genome assembly.
AUAUUUGACACUUUCUACUCAUUUGUGUUAUUACGCAUGAUGACAAGGUAUUUUCAGUUCCCAGGGGACAGCGUGGUCACCGGUUGGGGAAAAAUAUAUGGCCGUACGAUGUUUGUUUUCAGUCAGGACUUCACAGUGUUCGGAGGAAGCCUGUCGAAGAUCCACGCGCACAAGAUUUGCAAAGUCAUGGAGCAAGCGAUGACUGUUGGAGCGCCACUGAUAGGACUGAACGAUUCUGGUGGUGCACGGAUUCAGGAGGGCGUUGAUUCUUUGGCAGGAUACUCGGAUAUAUUCUUGCGAAAUACAUUGGCGUCUGGAGUCAUUCCGCAGAUUUCCGUGAUUAUGGGCCCGUGUGCAGGUGGCGCCGUGUAUUCGCCUGCACUAACUGACUUCAUUUUUAUGGUGCGAAAUACCAGUUAUCUGUUCAUCACCGGACCUGAAGUGGUUAAGGCCGUGACUAAUGAAGACGUUACGCAGGAAGAACUUGGUGGUGCCAAGACGCACACAACUUUGUCAGGUGUGGCACACGAAGCGUUUGAGAACGACGUGGAUGCGAUGCUGAGGCUGCGUGAGUUCAUGUCGUACAUGCCACUGAAUAACAAAGAGCCAGUUCCGGUUCGUCCAUGCGACGACCCAUGGGAUCGUCUUGUUCCAAGCUUAGACACAGUAGUACCGUUGGAAAGCACUGCAGCAUAUAACAUGUUGGACAUUAUUCACGACGGCGAGUUUUUUGAAAUCCGUCCAUAUGAUGCAAAAAGUAUCGUCGUCGGUUUCGCGCGAAUGAACGGUAGAACCGUCGGAAUUGUUGCUAAUAACCCAAAAGUGGCAGCAGGCUGUUUGGACAUCAAUUCUUCUGUGAAAGGGGCGCGGUUUGUUCGGUAUUGCGACUGUUUCAAUAUUCCGCUGAUAACACUUGUGGACGUUCCUGGAUUUUUGCCAGGAACUGCACAGGAAUACGGAGGAAUUAUUCGUCACGGAGCAAAAUUAAUCUAUGCUUAUUCCGAGGCUACAGUACCAAAAAUCACGGUUAUCACUCGCAAGGUAAAACUUUCUCGCGCUGCUUCUGUAAAGUGGUCAGCGCAUGCUGAGCUGAGUAUGUUCCAGGCUUACGGUGGUGCCUAUUGCGUGAUGAGCAGCAAGCAUUUGAGAGGCGAUGUCAAUUAUGCAUGGCCAACGGCUGAAGUUGCUGUUAUGGGUGCGAAAGGUGCCGUUAAGAUUCUUUUCCGUGGAGAAAAAGAUGUCGAAAAGAAGGAAGAUGAAUAUGUCGAAUUGUUCAGCAAUCCAUUUCCUGCAGCAGUAAGAGCUUAUAUUGAUGAUAUAAUUGAACCGAGGACAACUCGCGCUCGAAUUUGUCGUGAUUUGGACCUGCUUUCGACGAAGAAACAGACAAAUCCAUGGAAGAAACAUGGUAACAUCCCACUUUAA